AUGCGCGACUUCACCUCUUCGAAUUGGGAUCCGACAGGAUUAACAAUCCAAGCUAAUGCAUAUUAUAAAAUGCUUAUUAGUUGGACAAGCCAGAAGAUUAAAGAUACAUACUCUAAACAUAAUGCUUUUGAUUUUAAGAAUGUUCAAAAAUUUGAAAGGUCUAUGAUAAAUGCUCCUGGUCCUUGUGUUCUUUUCGCGACUCCUGGGAUGAUAAGCGGUGGAUUUUCACUUGAAGUUUUUAAGCAGUGGGCAGUGUCAGAAAAUAACCUUGUCACUUUGCCAGGGUAUUGUGUGGCUGGAACGAUAGGUCAUAAAUUAAUGUCAGAUAAGCGGGCCAAAGUUGAUCUGGAUGCUAAUACAAGAAUAGAUGUGCGAUGCCAGGUAAAUAUUAUUCCCUACCCAAUUACAGGGAGAUAUAUCUAGCAAUUCAUUAUUUUUACGAACUCCAGUUUAAAGAUGCUUCACAUGGCAUGGGUAGAAACAGAGUUAACAGCAUGUACAAGUUGAUAAAUUUGCACGUUGAAAUUAGGAGAAUAAACAUCUUGACUUUCAGAGUAUUACAUUAGUCUAAUUUCCUGAGCUUGGUGUUUGAGAUGAUGAGUAUGCUUCUGACAUGACCUUUUUCAUAUUAAUAUACAACUGAAACCAUAUUUCUUCUU
Vigna umbellata (rice bean) is the source of this 659-nucleotide messenger RNA. Lineage: Eukaryota; Viridiplantae; Streptophyta; Magnoliopsida; Fabales; Fabaceae. The record is from RefSeq and is a predicted model, not a curated record.